AUGCUAGACGGAGAACUGUCGAAAUUCUUCGACAUUGAGCAGGGGGUCCCACAAGGUUGCACGCUGUCUCCAACAUUGUUCCAGGUGUUCAUCAACGAUCUGUUGGAAGUCGUAGAGGCAGUCCGGAAGGGAGUACAAGUAGGGGACACGGAAACGUCGGGACUGCAACUGCAAAUUGACGCGGCGAAGAAGUUUACUGAUAAGUGGAGAUUGUCUGCCAACGUUCAGAAGAGUGCCGUCAUGGUAUGCAACGAGAACAAGGAGGAACCAGUAGAACAUAGAUGGAAGUGGGGGAUCGAGGAGAUUGCAGUAGUGGACCAGUACACAUACCUCGGAGUAGAGAUUGCAGAAGGUUGCUCGUGGAAUGCACACAUGUCCAAGGUAGCGGAAAAGGGCAAAGCACGAGCAGGGAAGCUGCACCCAAUACUCGCAAACCGGCACCUCGAUACACGCAUCAAAUUGACGGUUUUGAAGAGCGUAAUCGUACCGCCGCUAGAGUACGCCGGAGAAGUAUGGGAAGGAAAUAAGAAGGCAGUGAAAGAACUCGGCGCGGCGCAGAUGAAAGCAGCGAAAACCAUCCUAGGAUGCUCCAGGCGCACAAGUAAUGCAGCCGUGAGGGCAGAAUUGGGGAUCCAAUCCCUACGGUCGGGAAGAGACGCGAGGAAGCUGACCUGGCAGUAUCGCAUGUGCGGGAUGGGAGAGGAGAGGUUGCCGAGAAUUGUAUGGGAGGCGAAGUGGGCAAACAAAAAGAGGGGUAGACAACCCACGGAAUGGGUCAAGGUUGUAGAGGACGUAUGGAAGGGGCUCGACAUCGGCGAAGAUGAAACGCUGGAAACGGAGGGUCUACAGGGGUUCAAGGAGAAGAUAUCUGUUGCUUGUGCCGAGAGAGAAGAACAGAAUCUGAGGAAAGAAUCCAAGGAUAAGGAGGGUCUAGAAGUGUACGGAAUGUUGAAGGAAGGAAUAGGGUUCAAGGACUACCUACAUGGACCAAUGGAUGCAGGAACAAAGCUUAAGGUCAAAUUCAGGACCGGGGACAUAGGCCUUCGAGAACGUCGACGAAGACAUAGGACGGUAGACGAGGAAGACGACGAGUUCAAAUGUGAUUGCGGCUUCGAAUGCGAAGACCGUGUUCAUGUAGUCGCGGAAUGUCCGUUGUACAAGAAGGAGAGGGAAGUGUACGUGACUGAGCUGGGAAAAAUAGAUGGAACGUACAGGGAGAUGUUUGAGGCAUGGAAUAGAGAGGAAAGGACGGUAGCUGUACUGGGGCAUAGGAGGUGGGUUGAAAAGGCGGGAAGAGAUAUCGUUAGGAUAGACAGACUAGGGAAGUCACUUUUGAGCCAACUUUGGC
Molecule: messenger RNA, 1348 nt
Organism: Ectocarpus sp. CCAP 1310/34
Lineage: Eukaryota; Phaeophyceae; Ectocarpales; Ectocarpaceae
Source: the annotation of a GenBank genome assembly